This is a messenger RNA of Daphnia pulicaria, 2097 nucleotides long. RefSeq lists its product as uncharacterized. Lineage: Eukaryota; Metazoa; Arthropoda; Branchiopoda; Diplostraca; Daphniidae. The coding region runs from base 1 to 2097 and encodes 698 amino acids. The transcript has 3 exons. The record is from RefSeq and is a predicted model, not a curated record.
AUGGUUCCUGGUGGAUUUUCGUUCAUCCAGGUACCUCGACCUAGCUCCCGGCGCGGUGGUGGUGUCGCUGUCGUCUUCAAGUCAACUAUUGCUGCCACUCUUGUUGCCGACUCGCAGGCUUACGAUUCGUUCGAGCACAUGGACGUUCGUCUCAAGUUUGGCAAUCGAACCCUACGCCUGUUAGUUGUCUACCGUCCACCGAGGUGCUCGGAAAGUGAUUUCCUCCGUGAUUUCUCCCUUGUUCUAGAGAUACUCUUAUAUGGUCGUUCGUUCAUGUCUCUCAUUGACUCAUGUGGUCUGCAACAGCACGUUGUUGGCCCCACCCAUGAGCGCAGUGCCACGCACAAGCGCCACACUCUUGAUCUCGUCCUCUCUCGUCAGCGCAAUCAUCUUGUCUCCAAAGUGUGUGUUGGUCCCCGCGUUAUCAGUGAUCACCAUCCAGUGUUGUGUGUCCUCGACCUUCAUCCUCCUCGGUGGCUCACCAAGAAGCUCCUGACUCGCUCGCUGAAAUCUAUCGAUUGGGAUAAAUUUGCUACUGCGAUCGCCAACCUGCCUCUUCUCUCUGCGCCUUCCGACAACCUCGACGGACUUGUUGAGCAAUACAAUAAUGGUUUACGUGCAGUGCUUGAUCUUCAUGCUCCUGUCCGGACCCGAACUGUAACUCUUCGGCCUGUCAACCGCUGGAUGACGUCUGAGAUUCUUGACACUAAGACGAAGCUUCGUCAUUUUGAGCGCUGUUGGCGUUCUCGUCAGCUGGCGAUUGAUUUUGAAAUUUUCCAGACUCAUCUGCUCACCUACUCGGAGAUGCUCAAGGCUGCUCGAACUCUUUUUUUCUCCACUGAAGUCCGUCAGUGUCGAGGUGACAUGCGCGCAUUAUAUCGUCUCGUCGGUGACCUCAUGGGAUCAACGACCAAGCCAUCACUUCCCACUCGCUCGAGUGAUCAAGAAGUUGCAGACGACCUGAACCAGUUUUUCUGCUCCAAGGUCUCUGCUCUCACAUCGCGCUUUCACUCCGACACCGAUUCUCCUCGUCGCUCACCACGACCAGCUACCAGCUCCUUCGUCUCCAUUCAUGGACACGACAUGCAGCUGCUCCGCUUUGUCCCGCCUCGAUCCUCUUCCACACCACUGGUGAAAAAAUUUGUCCACCUUCUCACCGGUCCGAUCUCUCUCAUCAUCAACUUAUCCAUCACUACUGGCUGCUUUCCUUCCACCUUGAAGCAUGCUGUCAUCACACCCCUCAUCAAGAAGCCUGGACUUGACCCUGAGGAUCUCGCCAACCAUCGGCCGAUUGCUGGACUCUCCUUUCUUUCGAAGCUGAUUGAACGUGUAGUCCACCGCCAACUCUCUACUCAUCUCGGGGCUUUCAACCUUCUUCCUGAUCGUCAGUCUGCCUAUCGCACAAAUUACUCCACUGAGACUGCGCUUCUUGGACUCUACAAUGACCUUCUCUGCACUGUCGACGCCGGUCAGGCCACCGCCGUUUGCUUCCUUGAUCUGACAGCUGCCUUUGAUACCAUCGAUCACACCAUUCUUCUCGACUCUCUUUCAACUCGUUGUGGCGUUGCAGCUGAUGCCUUACUCUGGUUUGCAUCUUACCUUUCUGGUCGCACCCAGUGUGUUCGUGUUGGUGACUGCUUCUCCUCGAGUGUUCCAGUUCCUUAUGGUGUUCCUCAAGGCUCUGUCAAUGGUGCAAUCCUUUUUAUUCUUCUAGUCUCUGCCCUUCCUGAGCAAACCGAAACCGAUGGUGUGAUCAUUGAUCAAUAUUCUGAUGACACAAAUGGCCGAAUCACUUUCCAACUACACUCUAAAACCAACCAUUCUGACCAACAGGCUGCUAUUGCAAACCUUAGUCACUGGACUUGUCGCACUGAUCGAUGGCUUUUUGAUCAACACGUCAUCCUCAACCUUUCUAAGUGUCUCUUCUUUUACGCCAUCUCCCCUCAUCAAGACCACAAACUUGCCCCUCUACCGUUGGAAAUGGGCUCCAGCAUUCUUCAACCGUCCGCUGAAGUCAAACACCUUGGCGUUUAUUUUGAUUCUCAUCUUUCGAUGUUCUCCCACAUUCGCAAUGUUUGUCGGUCCUCCUUCAAGUAG